This is a messenger RNA of Drosophila teissieri, 1665 nucleotides long. RefSeq names its product putative transporter svop-1. Gene Ontology annotation, biological process: transmembrane transport. The coding region runs from base 112 to 1578 and encodes 488 amino acids. The record is from RefSeq and is a predicted model, not a curated record. Lineage: Eukaryota; Metazoa; Arthropoda; Insecta; Diptera; Drosophilidae. Gene Ontology annotation, cellular component: membrane. The transcript is spliced from 5 exons. Gene Ontology annotation, molecular function: transmembrane transporter activity.
GCAGCUAAACAACAUCUAAAUCAUUUACGAUUUGAAAAUUUUGUCGUUUUUAAUUGCAUAUUUUAGAAAUUUCUCGUUUUAUUCGCAGAGAUAGUUUACUGCAUUUUAAAGAUGCCGGCCGUGGAUGUGGACACUGCCCUGUUAACCAUGGGUUAUGGGGGUGGUCAGGUGAUCAUUUUCGUGGUGAGCUUCUUCGUGUACAUGUACUCCGUAACGGAGUCCAUGAGUGCUGGCUAUCUCGUGGUGCUGACCUCCUGCGAGUUCGAUACCUCGCCCAACGAGAAGACCCUGUUGGCCAACUCCCUGCUGGGCGGGAUGGUGGCCUCCGGAUUGUUCAUUGGCUUCCUGGCGGACCGGUACGGCCGCAAGUUCGUUAUCCGGUUGGCACUCGUAGGAGCCCUGUGCUGCUCGAUGCUCUCCGCUUUCAUGCCGGAGCUCUAUUCGCUGGCUGUGGCACGGGUAAUAGUGGGAACCUUCCUCUCGGCGGUGGCAUCCUUGCAGGUGGGAUUCCUGGCGGAGUUCCACGCGGUCAAGUGGCGACCCAUAACUGUGGCCAUUUGCAGCCAAUCGCAAGGAUUAGCUCUGAUCUACUGUCCACUGGUGGCCAUGGCUAUACUGCCCUACAACUUUCAUGUGGAUCUCAGCAGUAGCUUCGACAUACGGGCCUGGCGAUUCCUGAUGAUGUUCUUCAUGAUUCCCGGCUGGUUGGCCCUGGUCGGCAUCUGUCUGGUGCCGGAGACUCCGCACUUUCUCAUGUCCGUGAAUCGGCCGGACAAGGCGCUCCAGGCCCUGCAGUGGAUAUGCCGGAUGAACAGAAAGAAGUGGGAGGACAUUGACAUAACUUUGAGUGUGGAUAACUCGGGUGCGGUCGAUCAGGGAAGCUUCUGGAAGAAUGUGGGGUACGAGUAUAAACUGCUCUUUACCAAACCCGAAGUCUUCAAGUUUUUCAUCUGUCUCAUGCUUAUUUUUGGGAUAUUCUUCACUUCCAUUGGAUUGGGCAUCUGGUUUCCGGUCAUCCGCAACAUGGACAACUCAGGCUCGAACCGACUAUGCGACCUCGUCAAUAAUAACCCAACAUUGAUGCAUCGUGAAGACGAGGUGAUCAACGGCACGGGUACGGAGGCAUCGCAGUGCAACGACGAGAUGACCAACCUGAUCGAUCCCGUCUACUACGGCCUAACCUACAUUGGUUGUUUCAUACUGGCCUCGCUGCUGGUGCAGUGCAUGCCCCGGAAGUAUGUGAUUGCUCUGCACAUCCUGAUUGCCUUUAUUAUGGGCCUGUCGCUAAACAUCCUGAAGCAGCCGACCAUGGUGCUAAUCUUCUUCGUGCUCAUGAUGGUCUUGCCCGGCGUCCUGAUCCCGCUGGCCACCUCGGUGCUGGUCGACUGUCUGCCCGUCAAUUUGCGCGGCAAGGCACUGUGUAUGGUCCGAUCCCUGGCGCGAUUUGGUGGCGUGCUGGGCAGCACCAUGAUUGGGCUCUUCAUUAGGAUCACUUGCGAUGUAACCUUCAACAUUUUCAAUAUCUGUCUGGCAAUUUGUGUCGUUCUGGCAGUCUUUCAACCCAAGGACGUGGUUUAAUGUGGUAUGCUUGUCUAAAUUUUUACGUGUUGCACUAAGGAAAUGUUUUUAAAUAAAGAUUUUACCAUAAGCCACAUAGUCUAGCAA